AUGGUGUCUUCCAUUUUCGACGGGAAGCUUAAUAUCCUCGUGAGCAACGCAGGAACCACGGCGUAUAAAAAGACGCUAGAUUGGUCCGUGGAAGACUACUCAACUGUGAUGGCGACAAAUUUGGAGUCACCUUUCUAUUUGUCGCAGUUGGCAUAUCCUAUGUUGAAAGCAUCUGGAAAUGGAAGCAUUGUGUUUAUCUCUUCCAUUGCCGGGUUGGUGGCUCUUCCUUUUCUAUCGGGUUACGCAGCAACCAAAGCUGGAAUCAACCAAUUGGCCAAGAACUUGGCCAGUGAAUGGGCCAAAGACAACAUCCGGGCAAAUGCGGUUGCCCCUUCUGGAACCAAGACUGGCAUCCUCCCACCCGACCCGGAAGUUUGGAAAGAAUAUGCUCAUCUCUUGGAGAGGACUCCGAUCAGUAGACUUGCGGAGCCAAAGGAGGUGUCAUCGUUGGUGGCAUUUCUUUGUCUGCCAGCAGCCUCUUACAUUUCUGGCCAAGUUAUUGCUGUAGAUGGGGGUUACACAGCUAAUUAA
Messenger RNA from Linum trigynum, 531 nucleotides. The record is from the annotation of a GenBank genome assembly. NCBI's taxonomy places the organism in Eukaryota, Viridiplantae, Streptophyta, Magnoliopsida, Malpighiales, Linaceae.